Molecule: messenger RNA, 3349 nt
Organism: Blepharisma stoltei
Lineage: Eukaryota; Ciliophora; Heterotrichea; Heterotrichida; Blepharismidae
Source: the annotation of a GenBank genome assembly
AUGGAAAGAACAGUUACUCACAAAAAUCCAGUUUUUUCUAAUGCCUUUCCAAGCCCAAAAAUCAUAUUUCUUCACGGUCCUCCAUCUUCUGGGAAAAAAACUCAAGCAGAAAGGCUAAGCUCUGAGCAAGGCUGCUACCACAUUUCAAUGAAAGCUUUAAUGCAAGCAGAAAUCAAACGAGGAAGUGAAGAUGGCCAACAAAUAGAAAAAAUGCUUAAAGCAGGUCAUGUUCCUUCUAAAGAUAUUAGAGUAAGUUUGCUUUCAAGAGAAAUUUCUAUCAACCCAAACCACUCAUACAUAAUUUCAGGAUUUUUGAAAAGCUUAGAUGAAGCUUUGGAGUUCGAGAAAAGAGUCGCAGAAAUAAAGCUGAUUGUUCAUUUUGCUAUUAAUGAUAAACAAGCUUAUUUUGAACAGCUGCAAGGUAGAAAUAUCCUAAUUAAUAUACAAAAGAAUUAAAAAUUUUAAAGCAAAUGGUUAAUUUUAAUAUAAAACAGUAAAAAAUUUGUAAAUUAAUAAACAUUUUUUUUCGAAAAAGAAUAAAAAUUUAGAACAAAUUGAGCACUAUUUAAACCAAAAACACGAAAUCAUUGAAUUUUAUAAACAAUUUGGAGCUGUCAAAGAAACAGAAGCAAUCGGAACACCAGAGGUUUCUUUCAAGAAAUUCAAACUUGCCAUAAGGCCAGAAGUCUUCUUCAUCAUAGGUGCUCCUGGCUGUGGAAAGUCCACAAUCGGGUCCAAAAUGGCCGAAAAAUACAACUUACAAUUUAUUGAUUUAGAAAGCAUUGUUUGGGACAAAGAUGUCAGUGGAAGACCUGUAAGGAUUACAGACGACAACUCUAUAUCCUCCAGAGUUAUGCAAACAAUGGAAAGGACCAGCUCUAUGAGAUUCCUAAUUGAAGGGUUCCCAACUACUCUUUACAAUUUAAAACAAUUUGAGCUUGCUUAUGCAAAACCUAAGAAAAUAUUUUAUAUUGCCUUAUAUAAAGAAGAACUAAUGCAAAGAUCGACAAAUCCUAACAUAAAUGUUGAGUAUUUAAGCUAUAUGAAAAAAAUGUCCCCAGUUAUAGACGCAUUAGAAAAAAAGCCAAAUUUCGCUAAAAUUAAUGCAAAUUUGACGGUAGAAAAUUCGAUGAAACAGAUUUCAAGCCAUAUGGAGCCAGAAGUAGUGAUAAUAAGAAAAGACCAAGAUGGAAGUUUUUCUAAUUAUUUGCAUGGGCUAGGAUUCACUGAUGUAAAUUUACAAGAAUCAAUGACUUUGAUAUGUAAAAGGCAAACCCCCAAAGGCAAAAAUAUCAUGCAACAUAUAGAAAACGGAAAAAUCGUCCCUAAAAAAUUGCUAGUCAGCUUAAUCCAAGACUCCUUAUACAACGGUUCCAGCUUUGGCAAAAAAUUCAUUAUCAAAGGAAAAUUCCCAGCCAGUGUAAAAGAGCUAAAAUUCUUCGAAAAAGACUGUGCAAAAAUAAACAAAAUUUACCAUAUAAUUAACAACCCCAAUGAUUUCUCUAUGUCUGAGCUCGACAAAGAAGACAUCGACACCUGCCUCGCCAAAGACAACAGAUUAAGCAAAAUUUAUUAUAACCCAGCCUUAUCAGAAGAAGAGAGGUUAAGAUAUUUUGAGCAUGACCUCCAAGAGCGAAUUAAUAGAAAAAAAGGAAAAUGGAUUGUGGUAUUAGGACAAUAUUUAACUGGAAAAUCCACUAUAGCUAAAUACCUAGCAGAGCACCACAAAUAUAAGCUUAUUAAUUAUGAAGAGCUCCCAGAACAAAUUAAAGCUAAAAAAAGCACCGAAGAAGAACCCUAUGAAAAUGUUACCUGGCAUGAUAUAAUAGAAGAAUUAGUUUUCCAAUCUUCUAAUUCCCCUCCGUGAGUGAGCAAAAAAAUUUUUGUUCUCUUAUUUUUUUAAAAAAAUUAUAUAUAAACUUUAUGCUGAAAUUUUUUAAAAUAUAAAAAUAAUUUAAAAAAAUUUUGAGUUUCAAAAUGCAACCUGAUUAAUAUUAAAAAAGAACUAAAUUGAGAUAUCUUAUAAUAAUUGCUACUUAUAUAUCAAAAAUAUUUUUUUAUAAAAAAUUUUUUAUUAGCUCACAGAGGGUGGGUUCACCCAAAAAAAAUAGGGAUUUUUCAAAUGCUUUUGUUCACUCACUGAGAGGGGAGUAAGCCAAAUGCAGUUAUUUUAUUAGACGGAUUUCCUCCAGAUACUAUGGUUUUAGACGCAGAAGAAGAAAAAAAAGAGGAAAAUGAAGAAGAUGAAGAAGUGAUAGAAAAAGAUAAAAAUGUGGAAUAUUUCAAUAGAAUUAAAGAUGAGUUUAUAGCAGCUAUGGGGAAACCUUAUGCAGUUCUGCAUACUGUAACUGAUCUUCCUAUUUUAGAAAAAAGACUGUUUGUGAGCUUGGAGCUGGGUGAAGAAGAUGAACUGACAGAAGAACACCAUGAGAUGUUUAAAGAUUCAGCAGCAAAAGAAAACCCAUUUUUAGGGUGGCUGGAUUCGUUGAAAGUCGCCUAUGAGCAUGAACUAGAUCCAGAUAGCUGGAAAACUAAAAUUUAUUAUCAGAUUGAUACUUCAAAAACGAUUUCUAAAACAAAAGAGUACCUAAACUCAAUUUUCAGCAAAAAAUUCAUUAUAGUGGAUGGAGAUUGCCACAAAAACUAUGAAAAUUAUAUCGAAAAUUUGUGCAUAAAUUAUGAUAUUUUCCAUGUGAAUAUGGAAUCUGUGAUUACAGAAGAAAUUAAUACACUUUCAGAGCGUGGAAAUUUGAUCCAGACUAUGAGAUCUCAGCAUAUCCAGCUUCCAUUAUCAUUGAAAUUUUCAUUAAUCCAGGAUUAUUUAGCCAAAUAUCUCCCCUACAGAUCUCAAUUAAUCCUAUUAUCCCAUUUCAGCUCAACCGAAGACCCUUACGAGUACCCUCGAGGCAUGGACACCUUCCUUACCCUCGAAGAAAAACUCGGCGAGAUCAUCAGUGUAAUUCGAAUUUGUAACAGAAAAUCCGCACAAAACGUUGAAAUUGAGUACAUCCCAGUCGUUCAUUAUCCUCCCCCCAAGGUUGCAAAUGGUGAAGAAGAAGAGGUUGAAGAGAAAAAAAGUGACGAAGAAAAUGAAGAAAUCCAUGACUCCCAAAUAGUAAAAAAUGAGUCUGUAGAGCUCCCACCCAGAUCUGAGCCUAGAGAGCCUGUAGGACUGAGCAAGCUUUUCCAGCUUUAUAAGCGAAAUACACCUUAUUUUGAAAGUUUUGAAGAGCUUGAAUGUCUUGAUGAGUGCUUCAGGAAAAUAAUUGGAUAUAUGAGGGAUGAAGCUUAUAUUAGUCCACAAGACAGCAUAAGAUUGAGAUGCCCGAACCUGCAGGUUUUAGCUUAA